CUCGAACUUUCACUUUAAUGGGAGAAGGCGGGAAUGGCGAUAAUAAUUCUUUUGCCCCAUCGGCCGAAGUAUUGAGUUUUAAGAGCAAAAAGUAGUAUUAAACGUGUUGUGGAUCGAUUGAUGAAUUGGAAGACGAUAAGAGACAUCGGACAGUUGCAGCGGUUGCAUGCCCAGUUCAUCGUCCACCUCCACAACCAGCCACAGCUGGGCCUCCUUCCUCCUCCUCAUCCGAUCCUCACCAUCUCCGAUCCCCGUCCACGCCCACCUCCUCAAGCUGGGCCUUCUCCCCCAUCCCCACCUCCGCAAUGCCCUCCUCCAUUCUCACGCCCAGCUUGGCCUCCUCCACCUGGCCCGCCGCCUGUUCGACGAAUUGUCCCACUGGGCUCUCCCCGAUUCCAACUCCCUCCUCUCCGCCUACUUCAAGUGGGGACACCUCCGGGAAGCACGCGCUCUUUUCGAUGCGACGCCCCGCCGCAAUGUAGUCACCUGGACCACCAUGGUCACUGGUUACGCCCGCAUUGGGGACUUGGAGAGUGCUAGGCGCUGCUUCGAUGCAAUGCCCGAUAGGACUGUGGUCUCUUGGAACGCGAUGCUCUCCGGGUACUCUCAGAACGGGUUCGAAGAUGAGGCUCUCCGCUUGUUUCAUGAAAUGGUUGGUGCCGGCUUCCAACCCAACGAGACCACUUGGGUCACUGUCAUUUCAUCCUGUGCGGCACGGGGCGAUCCUUCCCUUGCCGAUUCGCUUGCCGCAUUGCUUCAUCAGGUAAGGGGAAUCGAUUUCAACUGCUUUCUCAAGACAGCGCUCCUCGACAUGUACGCCAAAUGCGGACGCUUGGCUGCUGCUAGACGAAUUUUUGAUGAUCUGGCCCCCCACAAUAACACUGUCGCAUGGAAUGCCAUGGUCUCGGCAUUUAUGAGGUCCGGAGAUUUAGCCUCGGCUAGGGAACUCUUUGAUAGGAUGCUGAAUAAAGAUGUGGUCUCCUGGAACUCCAUGAUUGCUGGAUAUGCUCAAAACGGCCAAUCAGCUUUUGCGGUCCGGCUCUUCAAAGACAUGGUUACACUUACCGGGGAACAUCCGAAGCCUGACGAAGUCACCAUGGCAAGCGUUUUUUCAGCGUGUGGGCAUCUUGGCACCCUGGAGAUAGGCAAAUGGGCGGUGGCUUUUCUCGAGAAAAAUCAGAUUAGGCUUGGCACUUCAGGGUACAAUUCCUUGAUUUUCAUGUACUCUAAAUGUGGAAGCAUUGAAGAUGCCCAGCGAAUCUUUCAGGAAAUGCAAAGGAAAGAUGUGGUAUCCUACAACACCUUGAUCUCGGGUUUGGCCGCCCAUGGUCGUGGAAGGGAAGCCUUGGAAGUGAUGUCAAAGAUGAAAGAGGAAGGCAUUGACCCAGACCGUGUAACUUACGUAAGCAUCCUCACGGCAUGCAGCCACGGGGGGUUGCUACAAGAAGGUCGCCGGUUGUUUGAAACGAUCAAAGCUCCAUCAAACGAUCACUAUGCGUGCAUGGUCGACUUGUUAGGUCGUGCGGGUGAGCUCGAGGAAGCAAAGAGAUUGAUUCAGAUCAUACCGAUGAAGCCACAUGCAGGAGUGUACGGAUCACUCUUGAAUGCUUGCCGCAUUCACAGGAGGACCGAUUUGGCAGAGAUGGCUGCUUACGGGCUUUUUGAAAUCGAGCCAAACAAUUCAGGGAACUAUGUUUUGUUGUCGAACAUAUACGCACAGGCAGGCAGGUGGGAGGAUGUUGAUAAGGUCAGGCAGAUGAUGCGGAGGAGGGGGGUGAAGAAGGCAACUGGGUGGAGCUGGGUGGAGCACAAGGGCGAGGUGCAUAAGUUCCUUGCGGGGGACAGAUCGCACGAAAGAUGCAGUGAGAUCUACCAUCUGUUGGCCAACUUGAGGAGGAGGAUGCAAAGGGCCGGAUAUGUGGCAGAGGGAAGCUGUGUUCUAAGGGACGUGGUGGAAGAGGACAGAGAAGAGAUGGUGGUGGUUCAUAGUGAGAAGCUCGCCGUUUGCUUUGCUCUUAUUGUUAGUGAAGCUGGGGAAGCGAUCAGGGUGAUGAAGAACAUGAGAGUAUGUUGGGACUGUCAUACUGCGAUCAAGACAAUCUCUAAAUUGGAGGGCAGGGAGAUAAUAGUACGGGACAACAACAGAUUCCACCAUUUCUUGGAAGGCCAAUGUUCUUGCAAGGAUUACUGGUAGAUUUUCAGACAGUCACCUGCGUUUCAUAUGCAGAUUGAAACCCCUACCAUUGAAGGCAGCAGGUCUGGUGGUACUCAUCCAUUACAAUGAAAUAUCCACCUUGCAUUUUUUACCGUACGUUGGAAGUCUGACCAUUUCAGCAGGAAUAAUUGGAACUCAGCAUUUGAAAAUUAAAGCGUGUGAUGGAGCACUUAUCAUCCUCAUAUUUUUUUUACCACUAUUCCCAACUCAAAAGUCAGCAUAGUGUUCCACUGUAAGGGUCAUUCUAUUUAAUCA
Rhodamnia argentea is the source of this 2470-nucleotide messenger RNA. RefSeq names its product pentatricopeptide repeat-containing protein At1g14470-like. The transcript has a single exon. The record is from RefSeq and is a predicted model, not a curated record. Lineage: Eukaryota; Viridiplantae; Streptophyta; Magnoliopsida; Myrtales; Myrtaceae. Gene Ontology annotation, molecular function: zinc ion binding; protein binding; RNA binding. Bases 167 to 2194 code for a protein of 675 amino acids. Gene Ontology annotation, biological process: RNA modification.